Anoplophora glabripennis (Asian longhorned beetle) is the source of this 1507-nucleotide messenger RNA. Its product is annotated as UDP-glucuronosyltransferase 2B33-like. The transcript has 5 exons. The record is from RefSeq and is a predicted model, not a curated record. Gene Ontology annotation, molecular function: UDP-glycosyltransferase activity. Bases 1 to 1431 code for a protein of 476 amino acids. NCBI's taxonomy places the organism in Eukaryota, Metazoa, Arthropoda, Insecta, Coleoptera, Cerambycidae.
AUGUUCUUCAAGUACAUAGUUUUUGUUAUAAAUUUCGCGUCUUUCGCGGUCUGUGCCGACAUCUUGGCAAUCAUGCCAACUUCGUCGUACAGCCAUCAAAUAGCUUUCUUUGACUUUUGGAAAGAACUUUCUUUAAGAGGCCAUAAAGUAGUAGUCGUCACACCAGAUCCACAGAGUAAUGAAAAACUAACAAAUCUAACGGAAAUCGACGUGAAAUGGCUCUACAAAUUCUACGCAGACAUAACUACCCUCGCUGAAAAAUCACUAACCAUGUGGAACUUUCAUAGAUGGGUACACGACUUGUCAGUCAACAUAAGCCAGGAAAUACUGCCCCAUCGUCAACUUCAAGAUUUGAUACAUAAUAAAAAGAAACACUUUGAUGUGCUUCUUGUAGAGUGGUUUUAUGUAGAGCUUUUAGCAUUUUCAGAAAUAUAUAAUUGCCCUACAAUUUUAAUCAGCUCCUUAGAAGUAUUCACAAUAUUCCACACUGAAAUAGGAAAUAAUGCUCAUCCUGGUUUGUAUCCUGAUAUGGGAUCACCGUUCGUCUAUCCUCUGAGUUUUAAAGAAAGGGUGACAAGUACCAUCCUCUACCUGUAUACAAUGGUAUUCUACGAUUACUUUAGUUUCCCUUUAAAGGACAAAUUUAUGCGCAAUAUGAGAGAUAAGGCUGCCAAACCUCUACCUCAGGACUUAAAGAAUUUCUUGGACAGUGCUACCAACGGUUUUAUCUACUUCAGUUUGGGAAGUAAUGUUAAAAGCAAAGACCUCCAGGCGGAGUCUCUAAACGCUAUCCUUGAAGUUUUGGGUGAAUUGCCCUAUAAGGUACUAUGGAAAUUUGAAGCAGAUACGUUACCUGGUAAACCAGAUAAUGUGAAACUAAUAAAAUGGGCGCCUCAGCUUGGCAUAUUAGCUCACCCAAACAUAAAGCUAUUCGUAACUCAAGGAGGUUUGCAAUCGAUGGAGGAGACAAUCCAUAACGAAGUUCCAUGUGUUGUAAUACCUUUCUUUGCUGAUCAGGAGCAAAAUGCUAGGUUGAUGAAUAAUAAAGGUUUUGCUAUAAAAGUUGGAAGAUACCCGUACAUAAAGAAAAAUGAACUCAAGAAUGCCAUUGUUGAAGUGAUUAAUAACCCAAAGUACAAAAAUUCAGCGCGCAGGCUCAAACAACUCUCCUUAGACAAACCAAUGACAGGUUUAGAGCAGGCCAUAUGGUGGACCGAAUACGUCAUCAGAAAUAAGGGCGCUAAGCAUUUAAGGAAUCCUGCAGCUGAUUUACCCCUAUAUCAGUAUUACCUCUUAGAUGUUAUAGGUUUCCUAAUUUCAGUAACAGUGAUUACAUUAUCAAUUCUCUUUAUUUUGUUUAAGAAAGUCUAUUACUUAUUUAAAGCUCAUCUAGUGGGUAGACUAGAUAUAACAAAGAAAAAAUCACAAUAGGCUUUAAGCGAAUUUUAUAAUUGACUUUUAUUUAUUGAUGACAAUUUUUUAAUUUUUCACAACAUGCGACAGAACA